Messenger RNA from Meleagris gallopavo (turkey), 12718 nucleotides. NCBI's taxonomy places the organism in Eukaryota, Metazoa, Chordata, Aves, Galliformes, Phasianidae. The record is from RefSeq and is a predicted model, not a curated record.
UGUGUUGGGGGCUUGAAAUCCGGCCCGGAAGCAGCCGCUCUGUUGGAUUCCCUUUUGGGAAAGCCCGCGAGUGAAAGGCUUACUAAAUUUGCUUGUGAUCUGAAGGAGGCGUGGGACUCGGAAAGGGGUUGUGAUGCCGGCGUCGAGGAGUUCUCUCUGGGAGCCGUGGUGGAUAAGAGAGAUCGGGCCGAUUUGCACGGCGCCAUCAGGCAGAGAUUCCCCUUCUUGGUCACUGUGACAAAGGACAACGAAAUGGUUGUGAAAGGAAAUGCUGACUACAGAGAACUCUGUCAGCUAGUGACUGAAAAGGAAACAAGCGAUUUCUUUAAAUUUUUAGAUGCCAAGGUAGAAAAUUCCACUUUUUCUUUUGAGCCUGAUGGAAAUAAGGAGCACAGAAAAGUAGUUCACCACUUCAUCAAUAAAAAAUUUGGGAAAAUUUUGGAAACAAAGUCUUUUACUGUGAGAGAUGUCAGUCAUAAGCCAAAUAUGUCAAUAAUGGUAAGGUUUAGAGGGAGAAGUUGCUCCAGAAAGAGAUCUGCUGAUGGUUUCCAGAUAAAACAAGAUCUUUAUACAGCUUUCACCCUUCAGAAAGAAAAUCUAGAAACACUGGAAGCAAUCAACUUCUUGGCUGCUGAACUUGGAGUUCUUCCCUCAGACUUCAGUUACACCGGCAUCAAAGAUAAGAAGGCUAUUACGUACCAACUGAUGGUUGUGAAGAAGGUUACUCCUCAGAGGUUGAAAGACAUUGAAAGCAAACUGGAAAAAAAGGGCAUGAGAAUACACAACAUACAUUCAGCACACCAGCAUCUUAGACUUGGUCAGCUGAAAGGCAAUCACUUUGAUAUAGUUGUGAGAGAUCUCAAACACCACAAUCAUGAUUCUCCUGUAGAUCUGAAAGAAAGAAUAUCUGAAGCAAUGGAAAAUAUUGAGGCAAAGGGUUUUGUGAAUUAUUAUGGACCUCAGCGCUUCGGACAAGGACAAAAUGUUCAGACAGAUCAAAUAGGAUUGGCUCUACUGAAUGAAAAAAUGGUGAAAGCUGUAAAAUUAUUCUUCACAGCUGAAGAUACCGAUGACCCUGUAAAUAAUGCCAAAAGAUACUUUCUUCAAACUGAAGAUGCAAAGGGGACACUCUCAAUGCUGCCAGAAUUUAAAGUGAGAGAGAAGAUGGUGUUACGUGCUUUACAUCGCUACGGUGUAAAUCAAGAAGGCUGUACUAAAGGAUGGCUCAGUAUUCCUCAUUCAAUGCGCAUAUUCUACGUCCACGCUUACUGCAGUCAAAUAUGGAAUGAAGCAACAUCAUACAGGCUGAAGACUUAUGGUUCCAAAGUUGUUGAGGGUGAUCUGGUCUUCUCAGAAGAAAAUGACGAAAGCCUUUCCCUGAAUGACAAGGUUCAUGUUGUCACUGCUCUGGAAGAGUCAGCUAACAAGUACUCUAUACAUCAAGUUGUUCUUCCAAUGGUGGGCCAUAGUAUCAAGUAUCCAAGUAAUAAAGUUGGGCAGUGGUACCGUGAAAGACUUUCUAAGGAUGAGCUGCAGAUGUGCAAAUUCCGAGUGCCUCCAUUGCAGCUGAAUGUCCCUGGGUGCUACAGACACAUCUUGAAAAACGUUCAGAAUCUUUCCUAUUUUUUGGAAGGUAGUGAAGAAGGAAGCAAAGUUGAAGACAACCAUCUGAAUGAGUCAAAAGUAUCUCUUCAUAUAUCAUUUGACCUUGAUCCUUCGUGCUAUGCAACAGUCUGUCUCAGAGAAAUAAUGAAAUGUGACUUUUAAGAUUUCAGUUAAUGAAAGACUGCAUGAAUUUUAUACCAAUGGUUAUAUUUUUGUGUAAUGGGAAAAAAAAAAUAUCACAAUUUCAAACCAGGAACAGCAAAAAUUAAUAGAUUGAGAUUCAUACUGACUGGGGAAGAAAACCACCAGAAUCCCAGUUCCAGAAACAUUCCAAACUCUAAAUGCAAAUCUGGAGUAAAAAAUGCAAAGCUAUGUGUCGUGUCAGACAGGUUUAACAGAACUUAAAGAAGCUGUGGGCUGCAAGCAUGAAUUUCACACUUGCACAGAUAUCCAGCUUGCAGUUAUGUCCUGGAAACAUGUUUGCAGCAAACAGAGGUAUCUUUUAUUUCACAGUCAUUUCUUAAAAGCUGGUUGAUACUAAAUAUUUGGGGACACUGAUUAGCAAUUAUGUCACAAGUUGUAACCUGCAGGAAUCGAGCCAAGAAGCUGCUGUACUGAGAUUCACUGGAUUUGUUUUUUUUCAUUGCAUUCUCAUACCAAGUGUUAAAGGUAGAAGUCCUGAACCAAAGGUAACAGAUUACCUGGCAUACUGUCAGUCAUUGGAAUACUACAGUUUAAAUUAAUGCUGAUGAUUCCAGGACUAAGCUGUACAUAACUUUCUAGAUAGUGCUUAUUCAAGUAAGCUCAGUAAGAUGAGGUGUGUAAUUACUAUAAUUGCAAAAGAGUUCGUAGUAAAAUCCAAACACUGAUUUAUUGUGUACAGGGAGGAGAUUCUAUUCCUAUUACUGUAAGGUCUUAUGGUGACAAAGACUUUUUAAUGGAACCACUAAUGGAAAAAAAAAAUAAAAACUUUUAUAUUCUUUUUAUUUUAUAUUUAAAAAGUUAACUGUGACAAAAUGAGUGCAUUUGUGGACAAAGGAAGAACAAAGAAUGUAAUUUACCUUGACGUUUCAAAGCUAUUCUUGUAGCAAAGUUUAGAGGUGUUUUCUAGAUGAGUUUACAAAUGAGAUAAAACAAAAAAGUGGUUGGAGGAGGUUAGAAGAAUAGUGGUUAAUGGGUCGUAACCUAAUUGGAGUGAAUACCCUAGGGGUCUCUCCUGGGCUAUUUAGUGACUUUGUCAGUGACCUGGAAGGGGGCAUGGAGUUCACUUUCAACAAGUUUGCAGUUUACACUACCAUAAAGAAACAAAGGGAAAUACUGGGGAAUCUGUCUUUUAGGGGGACGUAGACAUGUUGGAGGAAUAUACCAACAGGAACUUUACAAGAGUUAAACAGGUGAAAUGCAAAGUGCUGCCCCUGGGAAGAAAGCACUCCUGCAGCAGGCCAGGCUGGAGUGCAGCAGCUAUGUGGGAACAGCAGUGAGCAGCUGAGCAUGGGUCAGCCAUGUGUCCUGGCAGCAAAGACCUCCAGCAAUCUCCUGAACUCUCUUAGCAAGGACAAAGCCAAUAGAUUAAAGGGAAGAUCUAAUUUUUCUGCACGUUAGAUCACACUUAAUUCUUAUGCUCAACUUUUAUCUCCAACACGACAAAAAAUGAGUUUAAUGAACAACUCCCAAGCUAGCUGGGGGCUGAGCACUUGUCCUUGGAGGAGAGGCUGUAGGAGCUGGGCUUCCUCAACCUGGAGAGAAGACAGGUUUGGGGUGGGGUUGGGGAGCCAACAGCAGCUCCCACUACAUCUGGGAAGGUUAGCAAGAAGAUGGCACCUGGCUUCACAGUGGUGCUUGGAAGGAGGAGACAUAAACAGGCAUAAACUGAAAUGAGAGGUUCAGCCUGGUUAUAAGGAAAUACUUUUUUUUCUGUAUAAGGACAAUGGGGGCAGUGGAACAGUCUGUGCAGUCUUCAACCAAGGAGAUUUCCACAGCCCAACAGAGCUCUCAGCAAACUGGUCUGAUCUCAGAUGCGGCCCUGCCUGGCCUAGAGAGCAGAGAUCACUUCCAGCCUCAAUUACCCUGCUAUUCUAAGCAGAGUGGUGUGUCUAUUCUAGCUGUAGAUGGCAGCAUGACUUAAAAGUAGGAUGGAAAACUCUACCCAUUUUUACUGAGUGAAUUAGUAUCAUGAAUUUUGUUUCUGGCAUCAGUCUUUCAGUUGUUGGAACAGUGAAGCAACGUAAAUCUCUAAAGGUUGAUAAACCAUUUAUUUAUGCAACUUUUAUAAAAAUACCACUCCCAUGAUUUCAAAGCUUGCAUAAAAUUGUGUAGCAAUGACAGAUCUGGAUAUUUCACUGCUUUAAGUAAGAGGAUUAUUCUGUAAGUCUGUGUAAGUCAUUCAAAAUUUGACGCUUUGCUUUAGUAUGGGAAAAUAGAUUGUCAUGCAAACAAUAGCUGCAGAGCCACUGGGAACAACUUAGAAUGUUUGCUCUAUUAAACUGCUUAGUUUACACCUCAGUUGUAUGGUAUGCAUCCAAACUGAAUGAAAAAUCCAUUUCCAUGGCACAAGCCAGCCAAGACAGCUUUGUUCCCGUCUUUGCUUUUCAGUAUCACCUCUUCUGUCUUCCACCUGCACUUAAAAAUACCAAUCAUUUUGCUACUUGAGUGCUGCUCAAAAAGAGUUGUCAGCACUCACGUAUUAAAGUGCAGACAAGAUGUUGCAUGCAGUCACAACAACCAGAAGAAAAAAACUGGCAUUGAAAUUCUACAUAAACUACUGUGGUCUUCCAUGUAGCUCAAAACAGCCUUGAAAACUGUCUCAUCACAAACAAAAUUUGAAUGCACAGCAUUAAAAGUUGAUCCUUGAUUUGGAAAGAUGUGAAAGGUCAGAUUAAAACAUUUUUGACUGAAGGCAUUCUAUUUAAAAAUAAAAGAUCAGAAGAUGGUGCUAACAGAGUUCCUCUAUAAUCAUUUUAGGCUCAUUUGUCAGUACCACUAUUGAACACUAAAAGAGCUAAUCUUCUUAAGCAAAUCAUUCUUUCAGCAACUUUAUGUGAAAGAGCUAAUUAUGUGUGUCAAUGGGUUAAAUUCCUUUAAGAUAAAAGUUCUAGUAGGGAAAAGUCGGGUUAGCUAUUAGAGUGUUUAUAUGCUAAACAUCCUGCUUAUUUCAGUGGGCAUUUAUUGCUAAAUCAUUCUCUAAAUCUCACCAGCUUUUUGCAGGAUUAUGUACAUGAACUGUUGAAUUAAGGACUUUUGUAUGAGUGCAGUACUCAGCUUUUUAAGGCUAACCUACAGAAGUAAUACAGCUGUGUCCCUGCGUUUGGAAAAGAAGAUAAUCACUGUGUACUGAUGUGAGUUUAAGGAAAAGAUUGAUGUCUUGGUGAUCUCUCAUCUUACUAAGUACUUCUAUUGCCACCAUCCUUUUCUGAUAAGCCUCAAAGCACUUUGCUAUUACUAAUGAACACAGGUCUCUGAGUCUGUUUCUAACAAAAGGGGUUUUAAGUUCAAUAGCCAGUUGAUUUUUUUCAUCGGAUGUGAUAGGUAAUCAAGCAUUUGAAUGGGAAAGAAUGCAAAUGUUCUUAAGCUGUGAAAUCUUGUUACUUUUAAUUUGUUCUGAAUUUGACAAGUAUUAUACUCAAUAAGAAUAUACGAAUUUUCAGAUCUCCCAAAAUGAGAUGGAUUAAAAUUACAUUCUUAUCAUAAAGACAGCACAGAAGCCAGGUAGAUGUGUGACUAUUGGCCCAAUCCAUUUAUCCAACCCCAUUAUCUCCUCUCUUAGUGUUGACAUCUGUCAGCCGAUGAUCUGAUCCGUCACACCCAGCUGAUGAAUACAAACUCCUUUCUAUUCCCUUGAACAAUUUCUGCCCAUUAUAAAAGCUCAAGGAAUCAAGCUGAGAAACUAUUAACACUUUCCCUUCUCUCAGUCCCCAGCUGUGCCUUCCAGCGCAUCGGUUCCUUUUUAAAUUCUUUAAGAUGAAGCCAAAAAGUGAGCUCCAAGUGCACACCAGGCCCACUUUACAUUCAGAUAGAGGAACAACGGUAAAAAACAGAGGUUGAUAAUUUGGGCAGCUUCAAACCCUGCACAUGAGUGUGUUCCAUUUUGAAGCUAGACAACAUUAAGUACAAAGUGAAAAAACUGAAUCAUUUUGAAGGUGGAGUAUCCUCAAUACUCCAAAUAAGUUCAUCUGCUUCUGUUGCACCUAAUAGCUUGUUUAUGUGGCAUUAUUGAGCAUGUUGUGUUUGCAAAGAAGGCAGAAUCAAUGAAAUCCUGUUUGCAGCAUCAAGCAGAAUUUUCUUCAUUCCUCUUGGUGGAAAUCAGAAUCUUGUACUACGGCAGUUGAAAUGUGUUUUCAGCUUUUACACCAGUGCUUUCACCUGGCUAGGAUAGCGACGUUUUUAGUUAGCUUUAGAAAUGAUUGAUUGAAAAAAGCAAACAAAAAGAUUCUAUCUUUCAGAGCAUUCCUGCAAUUAAAAACUUAAAAGCCAAGUCAGUUCUUUCCAAGUAAAUCAUGAUCACUCAAGUAUCCACUACUUCUAUCCUGUAACGUAUAUGCCUAUGACUGAUCUCUCAUUUUUCACCUCUUUAACAAUAUAUAGUUUAUGUUUAUAUAAUUAUAUAGCUUAAAGAUCUACUCUAUCUUGAAAUAGCUGUAUAAAAUACGCAUUGUAGUUACCAGUAUUUGAAGUUGAGUGGAAGGCAUGCGAAAUAUGUUGAAGAGGGCAAGAUGUGUUACGAUAUUUUAAAAUGCUCUUUGGAUGUGAAUAAUCUUGGUUUGGGUCUGUACUCUGCCUAGUGCAAAGUGGAAAACUGAAUCCAGAUUAUAUCAUAAUCUCUGAACCAGUACUGCAGCCAAUGCAAGUUACUGUUCAUGAAGGGAAUGACCAAGUUUGACAUUUGUAACAAAAAGUAAGAAAAAAUUGCUUGAAAUUUGAAUUUGGGAGACAAAAGGUCAAGUUCUGAUCCAGAUGAAAAAGACUUGGAAUCCACGUGCUGUAUUCACCAGAUCAUUCUACAACAUGCAACUGGCAAGCCAUAGGCCCACUAUUAGUACUUUAGGUCCUAGCAGUAAGAUAUCAGGAAGACAGUCUAUGCGAAUUCUCCUCCAGAAAAGUUUUGGGAUGAGAAAAUGAGGAGAUAUUUAGUUCAUUUUCUAUGUACACAGCAGCAGAACUGAGAUAAGAUGGGAACUCAGACUCCUCAAGGAUGUGCAUACACUAAGCAGGAAAUUUGAGAGUGUUCAUAAUAAUGCAACUACUGCUGAAAAGCCAGUACUCAAGAGGCAACAUCUCAUAGAAAAUCAAGCUAAGCACUCAGUCGUCAAAUAUUUGGUCUGUAAGUUUGGGGUUAACAGUAUCAGUUAAGAGUGCAGUUAAAUUUAAUCCUAAAUUUAUACCUAAAGAUCUGAUAUAAUGUGCUGAAACAGGUGGGAUUGCAAACCACUACUGCCUUAUCCAAGGAGGAAAUAAUCAUCACUUAACAGCAGCAACACAGAGUCAUAGACUAUGUGCUUGUGAUACAGCCCAGACAACAAACCAACUUCUGACUCACCGCCAGCAUCCCAUUGGGGUGGUGCAAGCACUACUUCCAUCAUGCAGGCAGAAAUGAUGAGGAAGGCGAAGUCUGCCUCCACUCUAACCUGCCAGAGUUCAUCUGAUGCUUUGUUAAGUCAGGAAUUUCUGUUCAUUUUGUCUAGUGUCUUUCUUGGCAUACCUAGCCUGGCUGACAGCCAUCCCAUGACGGCGGCUAGAAAGUAUGAUGGUGUUUUCCUGAGAUAAAGAUAUUUCAGGAAAGAGGCAAGGGGAUCUUGUGCUAGGAGUGAGAACAUGUCGGCCUCCACAGCCAGUCCAGCCCAGCUAGGCCGCAGCAGGGCUCCAGCCCUCCACAGCCCUGCCCUGCCCUGUCCAGCCACGGGUCCUGCUCGGUCAGUCCCACUGUCAGGCCUUUUGACCAGCCCAGCCUCAGCUCUCUCCCAGGAGGUGUCCAGUGCUGGGGCUGGGGCUACACCAAUGCCUCCAGCUCCCCUGCCAUUGUCUGGGAUGGGAGAAGCCUCCAGUGGCAUGGUGCCUGACAGCCAUAGUAUUAUCUCCCUCAUAAGACAUCAAUGGCACCUGGUGCCAACAGACCAUAGAAUUUCCAAUAGCUUCCUUUGAAAAGCAACUUUUUUUUACACCUUGCGAAUAAUGCUUGUUCACUAAAUGGCUGUCAAAUCAAUGAGUUACUCCAAAAAAUACUGGAAAACAGCAAGGUAGAAUUUACUACCUUGCAUGGGCUGUGAGACCUGGCAGGAUUCCUGAUACAGACACUGCUUAUCUCCUACCAGUGUUUCCAAAAUAAAGAGUAGAUUUCUGUUUCACAACAUUUUCACAGAAGCACACACUUAGGUACUUCAGCAAUGUCUCAAGUAGACCAUUAGUUUCUUAUUCUCCCAGAAUAUAUUCUGAAAUGUCACUGAAAAUUAGCUCUCACCUAUCUGCUUUUCCCAAGGAGAAAAACAAAGAAAACCAACAAUAUACUUCAAAUUAAAAUCUCUCUCAACAAUAGAGAGUUCUGCACUUCUUGUUUACUCAGGUUGCCACAAUCAGGCUGAGUGAGUACAUCCUGUGGUGGGUCAGGCAAUACAAAUUCAGGUCCUCUAUUGCCUGAGUGGAGAAUAAACAUUUGGGAUGGAUGCUUUUCAUGACUGAUCUAAGAGAAUGGUGAUGAGGAGAUGAUUUGGGAGGCUGGUAUGACUGCACUGUCAGAAGGAACUAUUGACACUAUUGAUCCUUUGCAGAGCCAUGUUGGAAAAGGCAGGAAUUCCAGGAAGAGAGAUGGCCUAAGAAGGAAGCAGCUCUUGUAAAAGAGUGGUAUUGGAAAGUGAAGAAUAUGAAUAGAGAAUGUCAGUAAUAAGAGAAUUACAUCUGCUUAGGUAAAUUGGCAUAGCCAUAUUUAACUCAAUAUUUCUCUACAUACACAUGCCAGAUCAGCAUCUGGCUUGUACUGACCCACUAUUGCCUUUGCUUGAGAGAAGAAAGCCAGCUUCUGAAACAGCAAUUGUGUCAAAAGCUGGGGUAAGAGUAAUGGAAUCAACAGUGCUUAACAGUACUUGAAAAGAUUGGAUAACUGCUGGAAACACUGGGUAUUGUGGAAAGUAAAUGCUAAUGGACUUGAUCUGAUACUGCCUUGCAAUUUAUGGGGGCAUUUGUCCCUAUUCCAGAAAAGAUGAGAUCAGAGUUUUGCAGCAGUGUCACGGCAGGGUGAGUUACCAUGCACAUCUGAAACGUGCUUAGAGUCACUGUGGUGGUUGGCUUCAAACGCUUCGAGUCAGAUCCUUGUCAGCUUGACUGACAAGAGCCAGUUGAGAUAAUACAGGGUAUAUAUAGCACAGAGGGGUGUGGGCUGUCAGAGACCACGGUGAUGAAAGGAGCAAUUUAAAAUAGAAGAAAAUCUAAUGGAGAAAAAACAUGAUUUUGGUCUAUAUCACUAUAUGUGAAGCCUCAGUAUCAUUAUUUUAUUCCUAGUUUCAAAUGGGCACUAAGUUUGUACUUUGUGCCACUUGUUUUCGAAAGUAACAAAAAUAGUUUUCCAUAGCUGCUUUUUAGCACUUUUAACCAGUAAAUAGGGGAAAAGGAAUUAAUCACAGCCUUCUCCCUCUUCUCCUCCCUACACAAUGCAUGGUAUUUUACUCUCUUUUAUUUAAUUCUGAGUUCUUCAUUUCAGCUUCAACAUUUCCUUUCUCUUACAUGCUGAGAAGUGUCUUCCCUUUAGGAGACAACAAACAACUUACACCCUAGUAAGUGAAAAAUAUGGCCUUUUAAUACUAACUUUUCCGGACAGAGAACUUGCCACACUCCUUCAGCAUCCACCUAUGCCUACCCUGCCUAGUGGACGGCUAUUCUGGUUCCUUGGCAUCCAUUUCUCAUGUCUUUGGUAUAGUAAGAGCUGCGUAAAGCAGUACUGCAGGGCAGAGGUUCGGAAAGCUACUGCCUCAUUUCCUUACCAAGCUCAGCCCUUCAACCCUUGAGAUGUCUCCAAUCUUGCCUCAGUGGUGGGUGUUGGACAGAGAAAGAAGAGACCUGGCAGCACUGAGAGCUUGUCCUACCCAAAUUUAUACAACAAAAACCUUAACAAACAAGAAAAAUGAGAUCACAGAAGGCUGAUUCUGUGAUUUUCUGACUAGUUUUGGCAAAGCAGCUGGCCUACAGGUGAAACUUGCUUUUUCUCUCAGGGCCUUUUGGAUGCUGAUUGUGUUCAGGAAUUGUAAAGUGACUUGUCAUCUUCAAAGGACAGGUUUGUCGAGUGCUUUUAGGGCUUAGUUGAGCACACAGGUAAUGUGCUAUGCAUGUGAGUGGGAAAACUUUUCAUCCUUGGAAUUUUCUUCGUCCUGCUCCAUAUAUUAAAGCAAUGCAGAUGUGGAAGGUAAAUCUCUUACUGUGUGGGUUGACUAUGUUUUAUGUUGUGGCCUCUUAAGCUAACAGCAGGAAAGGAUAUUAAAGAUAUAUCAAAUAUUUUUCCUUUGUGAAAUACAAUCUUUACAUUUGAAUACAAUUUUCUUCCAGCGUUAUAAUCCUGAGAAAGGAUUCAUGAAAAGAACAGAUUAGCAUUUCUACUGUCAGGGCUUCAGCUGCCUUCUGAAUCAGUGCUAUUUACUGGUCCCUUUUAUGUUCUCCAUUGGGGAAGAUAUGAGCAGUUUGCCAUGCCUUCUAACAUUCUUGUUUUCAGCCAGACAAAUCAUGCAGGUGAAACAACAAUCCACAGCUCAGUUUAUUAUCAGCAUAAUUGUCAUCUGAGGUAGAAACAUCACAAGAAAUUUGAUUCUAGACUUUACAUUGCUUCUAGGCAUGAAAGAGGAGAUUUCCAGACUGUCAUAUUUUUAAUGAGUGAGAAUAGAAUAAAACAGCUAUUGUGCUGAGGUUCUUGAUAUAAGAUCAUCUUGUGGCUGUUGAGGAAUGCUGAGGUAAAAUCAGAGCCAGACAAAUUCGUCAAAAGUAUGCACAUGGUAAGGGCCCUGAGAUGUACAUAUCAUGGAACCUGACUACAAAAGGUUACAUGGGAGACCCAUGUAGGCAUGAAGCACACUGAAACAAGGUGUUCAGUCAGAAGAAUUGCUGCUGUCCAGAGAAGAGUAUGGAAGAGAAACUAUGAAAAUAGUAAGUGUCACAUUGCUAGUGUUCCGUGUUCUAAAAAGUACACUGAGGUAUGCUUACUAUAAUAUAAUUUGAGAUGCUUUCCUUAUUUCUAGAACACCAGAUUGACACAGUUUAUAUGAAUCAGAUUCCAGAAGAGACUGCAUACACAGAUGCACGCAAGCAUGUAUGCUUCUGAAAACCUCUCUGCCCAUUUCUGGUUCCCUGGAAUACCAGAGGCAGAAAGACUUUUGCAGGGUUCUCCGUUGGCUCCUUUGUGGCAAAAUCUCUGCACCGGAUCCCCACUGCUUAUUUCAGCUGCAUGCGGAUUGUUUUUCCACUGAGUAGAACGAUUUGCAUUGCAGUGGGUAAUAGGAGCUAGAAUGUUGGCAGUUUGCUGCAGUUAUUACAUUUUCAUGGUUUAUUUACCAUUAAAAGCAGUUAAAUAGAAUUAAAAAUCUCUAUUAAUGAACUGUAAAAGAAAUAUGUUGCUUUGCAGUGCUCACAGUUAGCACACUGUGCAACUUCAUUUGUGGAUGUAAAUUCUGUAUCUGUAUUUUCUUCCACAAUAGAUUGUAUAGUUUAGUAGUGUUUGCUGGAUUGUUGUGGUAUAUUGUAGUAUUGGGAUUGUCAGGAUAUGUGAAAAAGUGACUUUAAGGACCUUAGAUAUGAUAUAAUUUAUGCAAUAAUGGAUAACUUUCCAGGGCAAAAACCUGGGAAGAAUCUAAAGAAAUUCGAGACAAAAUAGUGAAUACUUUUUUUAAAGCAGAGGCAUUGCUGGUAGUUCAGAACUGUUUCUGCCCAGUAGCACAACACAAAGCUGGUUACUGAGAGCCCCUAAACGGGAAGUUGGAUGUUCCAUUGUUUUAGAGAGUAGCCAACCCCUUUCACCCAGUGUGGAUGGAUAAGAAGUGCUGUGAGCCAAGCACACGGUGGGAGCGUCCACUCCCAGAUGCCCCGAGGGUGGCUUUUCUGAGCAGUGUUGGUGUCCUCAGCUGAGCUGUGGAAGGGAACAGCCAGUGAUGUGGGCAGCCCAGGCGGGGCUUUCCCAGCCCUGAGCCUGCUCUUAUCCUUCCUGUAAGGAGCUGAUCUGUAGACAUAAUUUGUGAUUCCACAUUAAAGAGUGUUUUGGGUUUGAGUGGCUUUUCUUGAAAGCUUAGGAAAUUACUGCCUAGAAAGCACAUUAAAAGAAUAUUAUGUUUGCAAGUGGAAACAUACUGAAGCUCAGAUUCCCUGCACAACCUUAAUUCAAUCUUCAGAGUCUCUGUUAUUAUACAGCCCUUUAUUAAUUAUUUUUCCCACAGGAAAAUGUGAAGAAUGGAUCGAGUUCUGAGGAAAACUAAGAAACGUGCAGUGAAAGAGUCUUUGUCUUGUGAUCUCUACUUAUGGUGGAGCAGUCCAUAGAGAAAGGAAAAAUGGUUUUUUGUUUUAUGCAGCUGAAUACAGAAUUGUAAAAUGUGGAACUGCAGCAGUUGAGUGUUGUGGAAUUAGAUGAUGUCCUUGCCUCCAGCACAGAAUUGCCGCAUAGUACUUGUCAAGGCUUUCUCCCAGAGGCUUUUUGACAGAAGCUCUCAUGAAACUGUGGAACCUCAUCUGCAAAGUGAAUUGCAGUUGAAAGCAAUGACACCUUCUUUAUGGUGAAAAUUGAACUGUAAGCAUCAGUUCAGGCACCUUAAGUCAGCAGAGAUAUUUUCCUUUAAUUUCUGCUCCCAUCUGGAGAUAAAUGGUUCUCUCACUUUCUGAAGUUUUUUUUUUUGUGAAAAAUUAUUUAUAGUUUGUGAGUAAUGGAUGCUACUAUAACAUAAUGAAAUGUCCAUGAGGAAAUCAAUAAACCUCUUCAGAGAGGAGUUUGAACUCCUGCAUGGAGCCUACAGCAGUGCACUGAAUGCUGAGCCAAAGUGCCAAAGAGCAUUUUCUGUAGCUGUCUGCCUGGUAUUUAUGGCUUCUCUGUCCCCUGAGUGAGACAUAGAUCUGUGGAAACAGUGGAUAUAACAGUAUUAUUAAAGUUAUUUCCUAACAAAGA